Molecule: messenger RNA, 3826 nt
Organism: Cannabis sativa
Lineage: Eukaryota; Viridiplantae; Streptophyta; Magnoliopsida; Rosales; Cannabaceae
Product: putative inactive cadmium/zinc-transporting ATPase HMA3
Exons: 10
Coding region: 576-3626 (1016 amino acids)
Biological process (GO): monoatomic cation transport
Cellular component (GO): membrane
Molecular function (GO): zinc ion transmembrane transporter activity; ATP binding; cadmium ion transmembrane transporter activity
Source: RefSeq, a predicted model, not a curated record
AAGAAAUAGCGUGAUAAAGAACAACACGAUAAACCCGAAAAGUGACAAAAAUGUUAAAUAAUUAUUAGGCAGUCUAUACAUAAUUCCCUUGUAAUCAAACUUCAGUUAUUUUUUUUCUCUUCCAUAUAUGGACUCUAUGUAAUUAACAGUCUAUACAUGAGAGAGAAACAUUCAUUAAUUAUAAUGUGGAUUCAUAUGUGGAUUCCAUUUUCUCAUUCCUAUUUUAUUAUUAUUAAUUUAUUUUUACAUAUUCCCCACUAUAUUUUUCUUGAGCGAGAGAGACAUAUCAAUUGCACAACCUCCAAUUAUUCCCAACAGAAAUGAAUUUAAUUUCUCUCUCACUAUAUUCAUAUAUAGCCCAUAUAUAUAUUUAUAUAUUUACCAUAUCACCUUUUCUGUCACCCUCUGCAUUAUAUAUACCCCUGAACUCUUCCACAUUCCCGUACUUAACAUCCCUCCAUCUCUCUUUCCCAAAACCUUCAUAUAUUUAUUGAAUAGCCUCUGAAGAAGGCUAGCUUGUUCUUUUUUUCCAUCUUUACAAAGUUAUUUCGGUGAUAUAAAAUAUCUCAGGAGUUAUGGGUUCUGAUGAGGACAUUAAAACAAGCAGCAAGCAAGGAACGAAGAAGUUUCAGAAAAGCUACUUUGACGUUUUGGGAUUAUGUUGUUCCUCAGAGGUACCUUUGGUCGAGAAUAUCUUGAAGCCUCUAGAAGGUGUGAAAGAGGUAACCGUAGUAAUUGCCACAAGAACAGUCAUUGUCGUCCAUGACAGCCUCCUCAUUUCCCAGGCUCAAAUUGCCAAAGCACUAAACGAUGCACGAUUAGAAGCAAGCAUUAAAUUGUAUGGAGAGAAAACUAUGAAGAAUAAAUGGCCAAGCCCUUACGCAGUGGCUUGUGGUGUGUUGCUUAUGCUGUCGUUUCUCAAGUACGUGUAUCGUCCACUUGAAUGGUUAGCUCUCGGGGCUGUCGCCAUUGGAAUUCUCCCUAUUUGUCUCAAAGCUGUUAUUUCCAUUCGGAAUCUUAGGCUCGAUAUCAAUAUUCUUGCUAUUCUUGCAGUGAUUGGGACAGUUGCUAUGAGAGAUUAUAUAGAAGCUGCAACCAUUGUUUUUCUCUUUACUGUUGCUGAGUGGCUUGAGUCAAGGGCAAGCCACAAGGCAAAUGCAGCGAUGUCAUCGUUGAUGAGCAUGGUACCACAAAAAGCAGUGAUAGCUGAAACAGGAGAAGUUGUGGAAGCUGACGAGGUGAAGCUGAAUACCAUUUUGGCAGUCAAAGCUGGAGAAGUUAUCCCCAUUGAUGGAAUCGUUGUAGAAGGUAACUGCGAAGUUGAUGAGAAAACACUCACUGGGGAAUCAUUCCCUGUUUCCAAACAAAAGGAUUCCACUCUUUGGGCAGGCACCAUUAAUCUUAACGGCUACGUUACAGUAAAGACCACAGCCUUAGCUGAAGACUGUGCUGUUGCAAAAAUGGCAAAACUUGUUGAAGAGGCUCAAAACAGCAAGUCAAAAACUCAGAGAUUUAUAGACAAAUGUGCCAAGUUUUACACACCAGCUGUUCUACUCUUAUCAAUUUCUGUAGCUGUGAUUCCGGCUGCAUUAAGGCUCCAUAAUCUCAAAAAUUGGUUUCGCUUAGCUCUGGUCAUUUUGGUAAGCGCAUGUCCUUGUGGUCUUAUCCUCUCUACACCUGUGGCUACUUUCUGUGCUCUCACAAAGGCAGCAACUUCGGGUCUUUUGAUCAAAGGAGGAGAUUACCUUGAGAUCUUGGCUGGGAUUAAGAUCAUGGCUUUUGACAAAACCGGGACAAUCACGAGAGGUGAAUUUGUGGUCACAGAUUUUCGGUCUCUUUGUGAAGAUAUAAGCUUGGAGACUUUGCUUUACUGGGUGUCAAGCAUUGAGAGCAAGUCAAGUCAUCCAAUGGCAGCUGCACUAAUUGACCAUGGCAAAUCACUGUCAGUUGAGCCAAAGCCAGAAAAUGUAGAGGAAUUUGAAAACUUUCCUGGUGAAGGAAUCCAUGGCAGAAUCGACGGGCAAGAUGUGUACAUUGGAAACAAGAGAAUUUCUGCUAGAGCUUCUUGUGAAACCGUUCCUACCCUAGAAGGCUAUGCCAAGGAUGGAAAAUCUGUUGGAUACAUAUAUUGUGAAGGAAAGCCAGCUGGAAUCUUUACUUUAUCCGAUGCUUGUCGAUCUGGAGCUUCAGAAGCAAUAGCAGAGCUCAAGUUAAUGGGCAUAAAAACAGCUAUGCUAACUGGUGAUAGUAAUGCUGCAGCGAUGCAUACACAUGAAAAGUUAGGACAUGCUCUCGAGGUCAUCCACGCAGAACUUUUACCUGAAGAUAAGGCUAAGCUCAUCAAUGAGUUCAAAAAACAAGGACCAACUGCCAUGAUUGGAGAUGGUCUGAAUGAUGCCCCAGCUUUAGCCACUGCUAACAUAGGUAUCUCAAUGGGAAUUUCAGGCUCUGCACUUGCAAAAGAAACCGGGCACGUGAUUCUCUUGUCAAAUGACAUGAGAAAGAUACCAAAAGCUAUCAAGCUAUCAAGACAGGCGACAAGGAAAGUGAUGCAAAACAUAUUUUUGUCGAUCAUUACUAAGGCAGCCAUUGUUGCAUUGGCCAUAGCUGGCCAUCCUCUUGUUUGGGCUGCAGUUCUUGCUGAUGUUGGGACAUGCAUACUGGUCAUUUUUAACAGCAUGUUACUUCUACGAGAUCCCCAUUCACACAAAGGGAAGUGCUGUAAACCUUCUUCAACAACUCAUGUCCACAAACAUGGUUGCAAGGAUGAUCACAGCAAAUUAAUACCCGAGAAGGACCAGAAAUGUUGCUCCAACGAUAAAACCUUAAAGGUUUGCAAAUCUCAGAAGUGUUCAUCACAGAUCAAUGUCUCGAAAUGCCAGGCUAGAAUAAUCAGUUCAGGCUCUUGUUGUGAAAAGAAGAGCGGGAACUCGGCUCACAAGCACCAUGCUGUGCAACACCAUCACCAUGGAGGCUGCAAAACGGCCAGUCAUGAUUUGGAGUCACAGCAUGCACAUGGCCACAGUUGUUUAGGCUCUCAAUCUGUUGUGAAGUCAUGUUUGGAAGAAACUAAUCAUUAUCAUAACUCAAAUGAAACGCAUGAUUGUUCCGCAAAAGAUGCUCACCAUCACCAUCAUCAUCAUGGUCAUCAUCACUCAAAGAAUUGUGACCAUUCUGUUUUGGCAGAGAGUGAAAAACUCUCAAUUACUGACCAAAGCAACUCAAGCAACCAUGGUAAGAGCCACAUCAGCAACGUAUCAUUUGAAACGGCAGAUAUUGAGCCAAUUUGUGGUCAGCAGCAUCAUCUUGAGGUUCAUUCUUGUUCUAAGAAACAUGAUAAAGACCACAACAACAUUGACGUAAUAAUACAUGGUGGAAGCCAUGCUGAGUCAAAGACAGUUCAUCAGGCUUGUUUGAUGACAAUGGAGAAGAGCGAAUCUAAAGGAUGUUGUGGAAGUCAUAAGGAGGAGAUCCCAAACUCUGCAACCACCAAAGCUUGCCUGAGCUUGGAGAAAAGAGAAUUUGGAGGCUACUGCAAGAGUUACAUGAAGGAAUGCUGUAAUAAUAAACAUGGACAUUUUAGUGCUCCCAUUGGAGUAGGCCUAUCAGAAGUGAUUAUUGAUUAGGUAAAAGAUAACAUUUGGAAAAAGAAUAGAAUAAUAAUGUCUCCCUAGAAAUUUUAAAAGAGAUGGCAACGGCAUCAGAUUGAAAGCAGAGUAUUGAAAGGAUUGGGAAAGUGUAAAAUAUAUUUUUAUGUAUAUGUAACUUCUCAGUACAUGUUUCUUUUCACUUUUUUAACAAAUCCGUACAUGGUUUUUAUCGCUAA